ACUUGGCGAAUAUAUUCGAUUUUACAAAGACCCUUACGAGAUGUCCCAACGUCUUAAUGAAGAAAUGUAUACCUCACUUCGCAAGAAAGCUUUGGGAGUGCUAAAUGAUACUCUUGAAAAAUAA
Molecule: messenger RNA, 124 nt
Organism: Dentiscutata erythropus
Lineage: Eukaryota; Fungi; Glomeromycota; Glomeromycetes; Diversisporales; Gigasporaceae
Source: the annotation of a GenBank genome assembly